This is a messenger RNA of Uncinocarpus reesii 1704, 969 nucleotides long. RefSeq lists its product as uncharacterized. The record is from RefSeq and is a predicted model, not a curated record. Lineage: Eukaryota; Fungi; Ascomycota; Eurotiomycetes; Onygenales; Onygenaceae. Gene Ontology annotation, cellular component: COP9 signalosome. The coding region runs from base 1 to 969 and encodes 322 amino acids. The transcript is spliced from 2 exons.
AUGGAGCAAAUACACACGAGGGCACUCGAGGCCAUCCAACCAUUCAUUCACCUUGCAACUUCAACUACCUCUCCGUCACCCCGCUUCCUGGCAAACCUCAUUGCUAAUGCUAUAUCCGCGCCAAACACAUUCAUCUUCGCAGAGCUUUUAGAGACUCCAGCUAUACAGACCCUCAGGACACCCGACACGCCCGAAGAGCACCAGUCCUACCUGACAUUAUUGGAAAUAUUUGCUUGGGGAACAUGGCAGGAUUACCAAACAACUCCCGGCUUACCCGCUCUAAACAACGAUCAAGCCCAGAAAUUGCGGCUUCUUUCCCUCCUCUCACUUGCAAGGACGCACAAUCCCCUCACAUACUCCGCAGUUAUGGAAUCCCUCUCCCUCUCCUCCCACACCGAACUCGAAACUCUCAUCACAAAAGCCAUCCACUCCUCUCUAAUAUCCGCUCGCUUUUCCCCCACCACCGUCCCCCCCUUCAUCAGAGUCAACUCCGUCGCUCCCCUGCGCGACGUCCGCCCCGAAGCCCUAACCGCAAUGAUCUCAGUCCUCUCCGAGUGGCAGGACCGCUGCCGCAGCGUCAUUGGCGGAAUCGAAGCGGAAAUCGCAAAGAUACGAGCUGAUGCGGAGAAAAGGCAUUCACAGGCACAGGUCCGGGCUACCCGGCUAGAGCGCAGCCUCAAGGGCUGGGAUGGCGAUCGGGACGGAGACGCCGGGGGUGGGGAUGUCGGUGGCGCGGGCUCGAAGCGUGCUUUUCGCCCUUCGAAAGAUGGGUCGGGAAAGACUGGACGUAAGUUUGGAUUUGGGAGUGGAAAUAAACGCGAAUUCAAUGCUACAAGCAACUCUGGAUCCCGGCACAGUAACACUGAUGGGAUGGAUGUGGACAUGGAGGUUGAUGAGGGAAUUGAUGGUGAAGAUACUGGGAGGUUAAUUAGAGCGAAACGCAUGCUUGGGAUUAGUGGCAGACAAUAA